GGACGUAAUUACGUGGAGAAACGGUAGGGGGCAGCACUGUAUUUACGCCCCGCUCAGCCGUCAGUUGAACCCACGGCAGCGCUUGUUUACACGGGCCCAACUUGACGAUCACUCGAGGCUGCCGAUGCCCGCAGACGUGUUAUCAUUGAGACACUCGUCAGAGAGUGCUGGAAAAAACCGCCGUACUCAUUCAUCUGGCGAUUAGUCCGACGUAAGACAUGAAGAGGCACAGGGAGCUAUGGAGAGUAGAUGCGUGUUGAGCGACACCGCAGACCCACAAACGCGAAAUUCACACGCUGACAACUAUCUCCUCUUCGAAAGGUCGAAGACGCUGUUCGAGGAAAUCCGCGCCUCCAUCAACAACAAUGGCGAGGAGGACCGCUCCUUCUGGAGGCCCGUGCUCCCGUGGGGCGGCGUCUUCCCCAUCAGGGCGGGACGCAAGGCCGUCUCGUGCACCCCGCUGUACGUGGAGAUCAACCUCAAGAACACCUGCACCAUCGACGGCUUCCUCAUGAUCCUGUACGUGAUCCUGCGGGACAACCAGGGCUUUCCCCGCGAGCUGGCCGUCUUCCUGGGCAAGCAGUUCGUGGAGUACUUCCUCUACCUGAUGGACUCGUGCGACUACACCACGGUGAAGAUGCUGUGGAUCUGGGACCGGAUGUCCAAGAGACAGUACCGCUCGGCGGUCCACCGGGCCGCGCUGGAGAUCGACCUGUUCGGCAACGAGCACGAGAACUUCACCAAGAACCUGGAGAACCUCAUGUGCACCGUGCAGGAGAGCCUGUGCACCGACUGGAGCUGCCCGGCCCGCUUCCAGGAGCUCAUCAAGACCACGAUCAACAUCAGCCCUCCUAAUGAGCUGCCCCACAGAGACCCCAUUCAGUCGGCCGUGGACGGGUUCUUCUGCCCCAAGCUCCUGCUCUGCUCAGAACUAGGGUGCGAUGGUCUGAGGGAGUUCUCUCAGAGGGUUUUCUGCCAUGGACCCCCGCCCUUCGUCAUUCUUAACAUGCAGCGGUGGAAGUCAGAGGAGCUGUCCUAUGUCCCUUACCACCUGGCUCUCUGUCAGCACAGGUACUUGCUGGAGGGCGCCACACUCUUCAACAAGGAGGAGCACCACUACUCUGCAGCCUUCCAGAUCGACGGCUGCUGGAUGCACUACGACGGGUUGAGGAGCGACAAUCUGAUCUUGUUACACAAGCCGCCAGAGCUCCUGCUGCUGUCCUCUCUGGUCUACAUCCGCGCCGCCGACAAGUGAAUUCAUUGCAUCUCAAGUGGACGAACGGACGAAGACCAGGAGUGACGCCGAGCUCAAGAAUUAAUGCAGUGGUCCACAGUUCCUACGAUCAUUUCUUUAUCUUGACGCCGUGUAUCGCAUCGCAUUCAUGUAAUCAUGUUUCGUCUACGUAGCGCAUCGUUUGAAUCUUUCAGUAAUUCUUCUCAGCAUUUGCUUCCUCCUUUAGCGGUUAAAUGUUCUGAAUGACACAUGCGCCAUUUCACCUGAAUGUUUGCAGACAGCAAAAUGAAAAUGCCUUAUUUUGGGGGGCAUGCUUGGAAUCCAAGAAUAUAAUGGACUAUAAUAGUUCUUAGUUGAUAAGCAUAAAUAAUAAGCAUAGUACGCAUUACCUGCCACACAGAAGGGACUGAUAUGACUUUAAAAAUUGUCAUGGAGGGUGAAUUUUCUAUUAACAAUCGUUGUAUAGGGGAUGACAUUGCCUGUGUACCAGAUGUGUAUAGAUUUUAAGUGUCCGUUUAAGUUUACAUUCAUGCAUAUAUUGGCCCUUUAUGGAAACUUAAUUGGUGCUUUUUCUAUAGACAUUGUGGUCUGAGGAUAAGAAACAACCAAUCACGGUGAAUGUUUUUUGUUUUAAAGAUUUUUAAAUGAGUGAGUGUUAAAAUUCAAAGUUCUUAAAUCGUGUGAUUUAUAUAUUACUUGUUUGGAUUCCAGGUCACUAAGAUGGUAGCAUAUCCAUACUGACUAAUUCAAUUCAAGCAUUUUAACACUACUCAGCACAGUCUCCACCACAGGCAAUAUGUAAAAUGACAUUUUAUUUUUUUGUAAAGAAUUACUGGUAUCACACAGUGCCUCUGCCAAGGAGAGUGAGUGAACGUGGACCUGUUGAUCAUAAGUCUUCGAAUUAAGUUCAGGGGCUGUUUUUCUAUGCAGACGUUGUCUUUCAAAGGCAAAUAAAAGUAUUUUGGCAUAACA
Molecule: messenger RNA, 2206 nt
Organism: Scophthalmus maximus (turbot)
Lineage: Eukaryota; Metazoa; Chordata; Actinopteri; Pleuronectiformes; Scophthalmidae
Gene: dorip1
Product: chromosome 15 C14orf28 homolog
Exons: 5
Coding region: 239-1255 (338 amino acids)
Source: RefSeq, a predicted model, not a curated record